AAAGGAAAUUAAAUUUAGAGUGAUUGAGGUCUGAGAAAUGGGGGAUAGAAUUGAAGAAGGGGCAGUGAAGGGGGCAUUUAGGAGGUCGGUGGAUGGGAAAAGGGAUUGGGAAGGAAAAUAAUUGAUCAGAUAAAAUUUUAUGUUUGUAAUUGCAGCAAAUUGGCGGGAAAUGAAUGGAUUUUAAAGGGGGAGGAGUUGAUGGAAUGUUUUAUGGAUUUUUUUGUAUUGAAAUUUUAAUUAAAACAAAAGCAUUGAAUCUCAAUUUAAAUAACAAAAUACAUUAGCAUAAAACAAAUGACAGAUAAUAAUACUAAAAAGGAGGCACCACCCAAAAGACCAUAAUGCGCUUUCUUUAUUUACAAAUAGGAGGUGUAUUAAUAAGUCAAGGAUGCCAAUCCAGGCAAGAAAAUGACUGAUAUCACAAAAAUCAUUUCUGAAUAGUAUAAACAACUGGCCAAGGAUAAAAUCGAUUAAUACGAAUAAAAGUACAAGGAUAGUAAGGCUAUCUUUGAAAAAGAAAAGAAAGCCUACGAGGAUGUGCAUGGAAAGAUUAAGAAUGAAAGAAAGAAGAAGAAGGAUGAUACCAAGGUUACCAAAAAACCAUAAAACAAAAAGUAGAAGAAAUAAGCAUCCGAAGAGGAUGACAGUAGUGAAGAUGAUGAUUGA
Paramecium tetraurelia is the source of this 666-nucleotide messenger RNA. RefSeq lists its product as uncharacterized. Gene Ontology annotation, molecular function: DNA binding, bending. The transcript is spliced from 4 exons. The record is from RefSeq and is a predicted model, not a curated record. NCBI's taxonomy places the organism in Eukaryota, Ciliophora, Oligohymenophorea, Peniculida, Parameciidae.